AUGCAUUAAAUUGUUGUUAAAGCACUUAUUCGAGAAUUCCUCAUCAAGUCAGGACUCACUGAGACCUUAAACACCUUUGACCAAGAGUACAAAGACAAGACUACCAUAACUAGGAUGGAUGUUAUUUUGUAGCUUGGACUUUCAAUAAUAGUAAAACGAAACAACGAAUCAUUGAAACCUCUAAAGAGUUUAAUAGAAAUCCUGGUUUCUCAUCUUCUCACUAAGAAAGCAUAUUUGGAAGCUUAAACAAUAGCAUCAAAAGCUGAGAGGAUUGAGGAUAUACCUUAAGAUGUCCCAUAUGAUCCUAGUGUUGGUGCAUCUCGCAUGAAUAAAAUGAAGAAAAGACCCUAAUCAGAAUACAAACCCAAAAACUUGGAUUUAUCAAAAGAAGAGGAAGUUGUCAUUGAAUAGAAAGAGGACAAGAAGGAUGAGACAUUCUCAUCAAAUAAAGGAGCAUUCGAAGCACCAAGAAAACCGUCAACAAAGCAAGUCAGAUUGUUUGAUGGUUAAGAUGACAAAGUGGAUGAUCAAUCUAAAUAAGAAAACAAAGAAAUCCCUUCGUUACUAAUAUCUCAACCGCCCAGAUUGAUCAAUAUGAAAAAAUAAUCAGAAAAGAAAGAAGCUGAUCAAGUAAUGCUCAGAGAUUUACAGGAUAAUAAUUAAGAGGAUCCAUCUCUGAACAUUAAAGUCGAGUAUUAGAAGUGCAAUAUUAAACAACAUAAUGUGCAACUUCCAUUUUCAAAUCUUAAUUAUGAGAAAACAAUAGGAUUUAAUUAAGGGAAAAGAAAACCUCAACAAAAAUCAAUUACACAACCUAUUAAGAAACUACUGUUCUAAGGCACCAUGACUGGACUACCAAAAAGUUGGUCAUAGCCAUUUAUAUUUAAAGAUGAACCUACUUUCUUCGGAUUACAUUAGUUAGAAGGUGGCCCAUGUGGUGUUUUAGCCUCAGUCUAAGCCUAUUAUCUUAAACAUUUUCUAUUUUCUUAAUCCAGCUAUUCCAAGUCUUCUAUUAAAUAAAAUUGUUUACUUGCUGCUUUAUCUGAUAUAUUUUAUAAAGCUAAUAAAGAGAGACUUAUAAUAGCUAUCCCAGCAAGGGAUUCCUCCAUGAGUCAAGCAAUAGGAACUGAAAGUUGUGAUCAAUUAGAAUAUUAAAUCAAAUCUCUUAGUUAUUUGUAUGAAGUAUUGUUGGAACAUGCAUCUCUGUUUUUUGGUCAAAAUGGAGUCACUUUGUUCUUCUAUUCCCUUAUUUUAACAAAAGGUGUAGAAUAAAUUAUGUAGGAAAUGGAUUCAGCCGUAAAUCCUUUGAUUGGUAAUCAUGGUCAUUGUACUCAAGAAGCUGUUAAUCUGAUGUUGACUGGAUAGGCUAUUAGUAAUUGUUUUGAUGGAUGCAAAUAAAUAGAUGACAUGAAAAUAAAGGGAAUUGAGGAAAGAAGCGAAAUUGGAUUCUUGACUAUCUUUGAACACUUUUAAUAUCUUGAAGUGGGUAAGAAUCUGAAAGAGCCCUUACUUCCCAUUUGGGUGAUUUGCAAAGAAUAUCAUUAUUCAGUCAUUUUUGGUUGCAAUAAUGAUGUAAUUUAAGACAAGCCUUAUUUAAAAAACAAUUUAAAAGAGUUUGAUCUCGUUUUCUAUGAUGGAUUGAAUAACCCCGAUGAUCUCAUCAUCAUCACAAUAAGAAGAUUGGGUGCUUAGUUAGGAAAAUAGAAAAAGAAGAUUCAAAUAGAGGGAGUUCAAUUUGAUUCAAGUGAUAAAGUGACACCCUUGAUCGAGUGUUUACUUAAAACGAAAUAUGGAGAAUUAGAAUUAGAUUGGAAUGAUAGUAUGCCAAUAUUAUGA
Molecule: messenger RNA, 1836 nt
Organism: Paramecium tetraurelia
Lineage: Eukaryota; Ciliophora; Oligohymenophorea; Peniculida; Parameciidae
Exons: 3
Biological process (GO): protein K48-linked deubiquitination
Molecular function (GO): cysteine-type deubiquitinase activity; protein binding; K48-linked deubiquitinase activity
Source: RefSeq, a predicted model, not a curated record